AAUGAAUUAAUGUGGUAUAUUCAUAUCACACUAUAUGAACAGUAAGAAUUAGUGGUCUUAUUGAGACUAAAACUCAUAGGUAAUCAAAUCGAUUUAUAUAUAUACAAUGACAACGGAUGAAGUGAAGUUGUAUGCUGAUCCACUAAGUGUAUUCGCUUGUAGAGUGAAAAUUGCUUUGAAUAUCAAAAAUAUCAACUACGUAAUUGUUGAAGAAGAUAUCAACAACAAGAGUCCCGAUCUUUUGAAGUACAAUCCCGUUCAUAAGAAGGUGCCCGUCUUGGUACAUAAUGGAAACCCAAUUUCGGAGUCUCUUGUGAUCAUUGAGUACAUUGAAGACCUCUGGAAAGGCAUCCCGAUUUUGCCUCAAGAUCCCUAUGAGAAGGCUGUUGCACGAUUUUGGGCCAAGUUCAUUGACGAUAAGGUUAUACCUGCGUUAUUCACUGUUUUUAUAAGCAAUGGAGAUGAACAAGCUAUUGCGGAAGCUUGGGAGCAACUAAGAAUACUAGAAAAUGAGCUCAAAGGCAAGAAAUUUUUCGGAGGUGACAAUAUCAACCUGAUUGAUAUUACUGCUGAUCUCUUGGCUUAUUGGCUUGGAGCAGCUGAAGAAGCUACUGGAAUUAAGAUUGUGACAAAAGAAAUGUUUCCAAAACUAACCGAAUGGGCUGACAACUUCAUCCAUUGUGAAACUGUCAAGGAUAUCUUACCUCCUAGAGCACACUUGAUUGCACUUUUCAAGAACUGGUUUGGUAAGGCAUAGUCCUAUUUGACUCGGGUGUUAAGUUAUAAAAUGAUUGAUAUCUAGUCGAUCGCUUUAUUUUGCAUAUAUUAAUAGGCAAGGCUUAAUUUGUGCUUAUUGAAGUAAUUUGAAGUGUCUUGGUUUAUGUUGCAAGUAUUGACUUUUAUUGGAUGCUUUUUUAAGUUUUCCA
Molecule: messenger RNA, 926 nt
Organism: Erigeron canadensis
Lineage: Eukaryota; Viridiplantae; Streptophyta; Magnoliopsida; Asterales; Asteraceae
Product: probable glutathione S-transferase
Exons: 2
Coding region: 107-757 (216 amino acids)
Biological process (GO): glutathione metabolic process
Cellular component (GO): cytoplasm
Molecular function (GO): glutathione transferase activity
Source: RefSeq, a predicted model, not a curated record